CUAACUUUGAAGCAAACUUCUAAGUUUCAGACUAGGAUGAAAUAACAGGUUAAACACCUCUUUGAUUUAGCAUCAAAGUCGUCGUUGGUGAAUUCGCACCCGAAUGCUGGUGUAAUGUACGUGCGCUGUCCCUCUGAAAGACGAAAGAAGGAAAAACGCUGCUUAGUAUUUUGAUCAUGACAUCCAGCGGUUGAGGAGGGACAGAGAAAGGUCUCUGGGGACUUGGAAUACGACAUGGCCCAGUUACCACAAUAGACCCGUAUGCGGGUUUGACCUAGACGUGUUUUAGCCCUACAGGAAAAAAAAAAAGAAAAACACUGGGCUACAGCUGCUCCAUCCCUCUCUCUCUCUCUCUCUCUCUCUCUUUCUCUUUUUCUUUUAAGACUGGGAGUUGUGUGGUGACCCAUGCUGUCACCCAGAGAUCUGCCUCCUGCAGUCCUGGCUAUAGCGGGCAUGUCUCGUCACUGAGCCACCGGUUGACGGCAAGUCGAAAUGACGAGCCUCAAACGCUCGCCCACUGACCGAACCGUCGGUGGCUCUGUCCCUGCCACCGAUGAGUUCUACACCCGCCACCUGCGUCUGACCAACGGAGGGAUACCUCCUCUCCGUACAGAGACCUCUCACCAAACGGGAGGGAUGUUGGGAGUGCCUAAAAUGGGUGUCAGAGCACGGGUGGCAGACUGGCCCCCGAGGAGGGACGGCGGAGCUCUGUGGCACGUCGCUACGGAGACGGAGCCCGCCAGCCACCCGAAACUCGGAAUUCAGAUCAGCCCACAGGAUUCGACCAUGCUCCGCAGCAUCCACAACACGUUGAAAAGCAAGACGCAGGCAUUCAGUUCUGGCAACACCACAGACUCUCGUUUCCUUUCCACCCCUGACCAGCGGAACUUUUCGAAUCACAAGACCAGACGCAUUCAUCAACGCAGCAACAGCGACAUCACCCUGAGCGAACUGGAUGGAAGCGGGGAGAGCGGAGAAGAUUGGGGCUCUCCAGGAACCAAGUGGUCACCUCUGCACCGGGAGUACGGCAGCACCUCCUCCAUCGACCAGCAAGCCUUGGGCACCUCCGCAACUUCGGGGGAGAGCUUCUUUGAGAUGCUGAAGGGCUACCAAGGUGCAAAGCCGGACCAACGAAGUCCAGCACCUGCAAGAUUGGAGGAGCUGCUUACGGCAGGCCUCAAAGAGACUCCUUCGGAGCUCAAUGAGGACUCAAAAGGGUGCCAGCCAGUUGGUAAACAAAGGGAGCGUGAAAAGGUCCCCAAGAGACGGUCAAAGUCCGAAACGGGAGGUGAGUCAAUAUUCAGGAAGCUUCGAAGCGUGAGGGCUGAGACCGACUCCCCACGGGUGGGGUCCGACGCGGAGGAUGGACGUUUGGAGGACAGUGUACCUCCUCUGAAGCAGUGGGUGUGUCAGAAAGGUUUUGCCCACUAUGAUGUUCAGAGCAUCAUGUUUGACCUGAACGAGGUCAUCCAAAGCAGACAGAACUCGGUGAACAAACGCAGGAAUACCACCACCGGAGCUUCCGCGGCAGCAGCCGCCUCCUCUGCUUCUGCCACCUCCACCCUCUCCUCCACACACAGCUUGCCCUACCACUCCCCCUCUGGCAGCCAAGAGGAGCUAAACGCCAGGGAGAGCCCCUCGGCAGACGGCGAUGAGGAUCAGGGGAACGAGCUGGUCCUAGGCUGCCCUUGUUUUCGCACUGAGACUGGAGGGGACAUCUGGCCCAGAGCUGAAAAUUCUUUCUUGGGUGCGGUAGGCGAUGGGGGCCCGAGGACCCUUGGAGGUGAGACGAACUCUUUCGAGUCUCCGCCCAGCCCCCAUUGCUCUAACGCAGGUGUGGCUGUGCUGGAAGGACCCAAGGAUGGGCCGAGUGUACUCAAUGACAAAGACAGGCAGUACAUUGUGGAGCACGUGGACCUUGGUGCCUACUACUUCAGGAAGUUCUUCUAUCUUAGAGAGCAUUGGAACUACUUUGGUGUAGAUGAGGCCUUGGGCCCUGUGGCUGUAAGUCUAAAGAGGGAAAAAUUAGAUGACGAUAAGGAACAUGGUCAGCAGUACAAUUACAGAGUCAUCUUCAGAACCAGUGAGCUAACCACUCUGCGGGGCUCUAUUCUGGAGGAUGCAGUGCCUUCAACUGCCAAACACGGCACAGCCCGCGGACUGCCUCUCAAAGAGGUGCUGGAGUACCUAAUUCCUGAGCUGGAUGUUCCAUGCCUGCGACUCGCCCUCAACACGCCCAAGGUCACCGAGCAGCUAAUGAAACUGGAUGAGCAAGGGCUCAGCUUCCAGGUGAAGGUGGGGGUCAUGUACUGUCGGGCUGGACAAAGCAGCGAAGAGGAGAUGUAUAAUAACGAGACAGCCGGCCCUGCCCUGGAAGAGUUCCUGCAGCUGAUUGGGGAGAAAGUGCGACUGAAAGGAUUUACCAAGUACCGUGCCCAACUAGACACCAAAACUGACUCCACGGGCACACACUCCCUGUACACCGCAUACAAGGACUAUGAGAUCAUGUUUCACGUGUCUACAAUGCUUCCAUACACUCCAAACAACAAACAGCAGUUGCUUCGGAAACGACACAUUGGAAACGACAUUGUUACCAUCGUGUUCCAGGAGCCGGGGGCGCACCCCUUCACCCCGAAGACGAUUCGCUCGCACUUCCAACACGUGUUCAUCAUCGUGCGCGUGCACAACCCCUGCUCCGACAACACCUGUUACAGUGUGGCUGUCAGCCGUUCCAGUGACGUGCCUUCCUUCGGCCCGCCCAUCCCAAAAGGAGUGACCUUCCCUAAAUCCACCGUAUUCAGGGACUUCCUGCUGGCCAAGGUCAUCAACGCGGAGAACGCCGCCCACAAGUCGGACAAGUUUGGCGCCAUGGCGACACGCACGCGCCAAGAGUAUUUGCGCGACCUGGCCGAACGGCACGUAACCAGCACACCCGUGGAACCUUCCGGAAAAUUUCCCUUCAUCUCGCUGGCUCACAAACGGCGUGAGAGGACGAAGCCGUACCCAGGGGCGGAGCUUAGGAGCCUGGGUGCCAUCACGUGGGCGGUGCACGCGGAGGACCAGAUAGCGGGAGCGGAGAGGGAGUGUCUAUUGGCUAUCUCCAAUGAGUUUGUUAUCUUAUUGGACAAGGAGGCCAAAGCUGUGGUGUUCAACUGCUCUGUGCGGGACGUGAUUGGCUGGUCAUCAGGCAGCCCCGCCUCGCUGAAGAUCUACUACGAACGUGGGGAGAGCAUCUCGCUGCGAUCCAUCAACAACAACACGGAGGACUUCAGCGAGGUCAUCAAACGACUGGAGCUCCUGACAAAGGGCAGUCAGACCACCGAGAUGACCCUGAGGAGGAACGCCCUGGGUCAGCUGGGCUUCCACGUGAACUUCGAGGGCAUCGUGGCGGAGGUGGAGCCGUACGGCUACGCCUGGCAGGCGGGGCUCAGGCAGGGAAGCCGAUUGGUGGAGAUCUGCAAGGUGGCCGUGUCCUCGCUCUCGCACGAGCAGAUGAUUGACCUCCUGCGCACGUCCGUCACCGUCAAAGUGGUCAUCAUCCCGCCCCACGAGGACUCCACCCCGCGCAGAGGCUGUUCAGAGAUCUACCACAUGCCGCUGGUCGACUAUAAGAACCACAAGCAGGGAAUGCCGUACGAGUACAAGUUCCCGUUCCGCAAUAACAACAACAAAUGGCCCCGCUCCACCUCCGGAUCUCAGCAGGGAGGCUCGUCUCAGACCCAGGCUCGGCCCGCUGGUCUGGCGGGAACGCUGAACAAGUCCCAGGUUUCCGAUUACACGGACAGGGCUCCCGUUAUUCCCCGCAGCGUCUCCAGCGACGGGCGUCCCCUAAACCCCAAAAGGUAUUCUCCUGGCUCUGAUAAUUAUGCGUUGGCUUGCUCCAUUGUAAUGGGCCGUUCCCCACACAGUCGUAACUCUCCCAACAACCAAUCGUAUUCGAGCGACACCAGCUCUGGCUCCACCCACUGGCGUCAGAAAUCCAUGCCUGAGGGGUUUAACGGUAACCGAAACUCCCCACUGAUUGCUGAUCGGCAUAAUAUGAAUGAGACAGCCAAUGGGGUGAAGGUUAUGCCAAGCUGGGCCAGAGUUGUGGAGGGAGAGGGAAGCAACAGGGGAUCAGACAGAAAUGCACUAGAAGCGUCUGUGACAAAGUCAAAAUCGGCUGUGCCAGGCAAUGAGCAGCAAGAGUCCAGCACAGCCCUGUCUCCCAACAAGAACAGCAAGUCUGACACCACUUACUCCAGUCAAUCCAGUAGCAACACCCUGUCCAGUAAUGCCAGCUCCGCCCACAGCGACGAGAAGUGGUACGAGAUCGGCGGCAGGCCGGCGUCGCGGCCGGACUCGGAGCUGAACGGCUUUGCCGCCGGUUACCUGCAGGGGGCGUCGGCGGACAGCGGCAUCGACGCGGCGUCUUACGCGCCGACGCUCAGCAGCUCCGUCUCUCUCCUGCCGUCCUCCUCCUCCUCCAGGGCCAAGGAGAAGGCGACCCCGCACUGGAGCGAGACCUCCGGAUCAGCCCGGCCGGCGCCGGAAACCUCCCCCGUCUCCACAGACUCCUCCCUCCACUCGGACAGCGCCGAUACCCAGGCGAAGAAUCCCAGCGUCGGCGCACCGGCUACCGGCUCCCAUACCCUCAGUGACGCGGCUUCCCAGUCCAGUACGUUAAGUUCGGGGAUGUCUGGUAGUCCAAUGGGCUCUGCUCUGGAGGACCCAGCCCCAGAUCCAUCACUGCCUUCCCAAAGUUCCUUCUCUCCUGGGCCCAAGAGCUUCUACCCCCGUCAGGGAGCCACCAGCAAGUACCUCAUUGGCUGGAAGAAACCGGGCAGCACCAUCAACUCUGUGGAUUUCGGGGGAACUCGCAAACGACAUCAGAGCGACGGUCAUUUGGGUGGAAAACCACAGCUCCGAGCCACGAUGCGGGUGACUCAUUCUCCCCAGCACGUCCCCAAAUCCACGGUCCAGGAGGACCUGAAAAAACUCAUCACGCUCGACAGCCCCCCACCCACCGGCAACGAGACCAAGCCUUCCUUCCCUGCGUCCACCCUCAACAGACGUUCUCUCCAGCGGACUCUGUCCGACGAGAGCAUCUACAGCGGGCAGAGGGAGUCCGGGCUGCCGGGAAACUCCUUCUUCAGCAGCUCCACCAUGCCCCGUUCCCCCACCACCCGAAAAGCACCUCUACGCCAACCCUCCUACACACAGGGUGCCAAGUCCCUAGGGGACCUCACCUCGACGGAGAGCUCGAUUUUUGAUCAGGAGCGUCACAGACAGGCCCUGCAGGACCCCUGCCUCAUUCCCCUCCCAGACGCCAAGUCAGACAGUGGGCUGGACUGGUCUGACCUGGUGGACGCGGCCAAGGCCUUUGAAGUUCAGAGAGCAACACUUUUAGCUGCUAAAGAUGCCAGUGUCCGGGCUGAGGGCAGUGCCACAACUUCCCAGCAGGCCGAGCCACAGGCGGCCCCGCAACGCCACCCCUCGCCCGGUGAGAGCCCAGCUGGUCUGAUUGGGAAGGUCAGUCAGUUGGAGUCUAUGGUCAAGCUCCUGCAGGAGGACCUGAAGAAGGAAAAGGAUGCUAAGGCUUCUUUGCAGGCCCAGAUUCAGAGUCUGAGGGAGGACAAUCAGCGUCUGCAGGAGGAGUCCCUCAACGCCUCAGCCAAGCUCAAGAAGUUCACAGAAUGGGUCUUCAACACCAUAGACAUGAACUGAAUCCCGUCGGCCCCUGUCAGCGCUGCCAGAACAAUCCCUCAGUGCAAGGUCCGAAUCACCGUGACUCCAGAGGAACCGAUUCGGCGAAACACUGAUUCUGAACGAACUUACCCAGAAAGGUUCUUCUUGAACGUGGCGGACGCGUUGUUUGCGGCAAAGCAGAGCGUUAGCUCGACCUAAAAAAGAACCGAAACGGCGCAAACGAACCUAACGAUGCUGUCGAGUCUGAGAGAGCCAAGCACGGUCCCCCGUCUCCUGAAGAUGUCUUGGUUUAAGAUCCGAGCAUGCUGAAGAAUGUUCUUGUUUUUUCCUGGGCAGUCUGGAAGCUACCUGUGAUGACGCUUACCCACAGGGUCAUGUCGGUGAAAGAAUCUGUUACGUUUACCAUUAUUUUAUUCCUUUUUUUUUUUGUUGUUGUUGUUCUUGUUCUUGUUGUUGUUGGAUCAGUCGAGUGGUUCUAUGAUGGUGGUCCAUAUUUUUUUUUUUUCUCAUUCCCCUCGCUGUUGUUCCUCUGUAUUUUCAAAAAAUUAUAGAAAUUCCACCCAGUGAAAUGAAAAAGUGCAAGUUGUUUUCCAAACCACAAAAUGUUCAGACUGUUUUGGGUGUUUGGUUUUUUUUUUUUUGUUUUUUGUUUUCUUUACGAUUUUGUCAAAACAGUUUUCAGCACACAACCAAGGUCAACUGAUAGAGAAAAUAAACAUGGGUUUGGUUCGCGA
Molecule: messenger RNA, 6422 nt
Organism: Chanos chanos (milkfish)
Lineage: Eukaryota; Metazoa; Chordata; Actinopteri; Gonorynchiformes; Chanidae
Product: signal-induced proliferation-associated 1-like protein 1
Exons: 21
Coding region: 493-5706 (1737 amino acids)
Biological process (GO): regulation of small GTPase mediated signal transduction
Cellular component (GO): cytoplasm
Molecular function (GO): protein binding; GTPase activator activity
Source: RefSeq, a predicted model, not a curated record